CACCGAGGAGCCCAGACCGGAGGCAGAGGCGGCUACUACAGCGGCCCCGGCCAUGGCGGUGCUGGACCUGGCGCUGGAGGGAAUGGCCGUCCUCGGCUUCACCCUGUUCGUCGUGCUGUGGCUCAUGCACUUCAUGGCCAUCGUCUACACACGAUUGCACCUCCACAAGAAGGCAACAGACAAGCAACCGUAUAGCAAGCUUCCUGGUGUCACACUUCUGAAACCACUGAAAGGUGUGGAUCCCAACCUAAUCAACAAUUUAGAAACAUUCUUUGAACUGGAUUAUCCCAAAUAUGAAGUGCUCCUCUGUGUACAAGAUCACGAUGAUCCAGCUGUUGAUGUAUGUAAAAAGCUGCUUGGCAAAUACCCAAAUGUGGAUGCUAGAUUGUUUAUAGGUGGCAAAAAGGUUGGCAUUAAUCCAAAGAUUAAUAACUUAAUGCCGGGAUAUGAAGUUGCUAAAUAUGACCUCAUAUGGAUUUGUGAUAGUGGAAUCAGAGUAAUUCCAGAUACACUUACUGAUAUGGUUAACCAAAUGACAGAAAAAGUAGGAUUGGUCCAUGGACUGCCCUAUGUUGCAGAUAGACAAGGUUUCGCUGCCACGUUAGAACAGGUUUAUUUUGGAACUUCACACCCAAGGUCCUAUAUUUCUGCCAAUGUAACCGGCUUCAAAUGUGUAACGGGAAUGUCUUGUUUGAUGAGAAAGGACGUAUUAGACCUAGCUGGAGGACUUAUAGCCUUUGCCCAGUACAUUGCUGAAGACUACUUUAUGGCCAAAGCAAUAGCGGACAGAGGUUGGAGGUUUGCAAUGGCUACUCAAGUUGCAAUGCAAAAUUCUGGGUCAUAUUCAAUUUCUCAAUUCCAAUCCAGAAUGAUCAGAUGGACCAAGUUGAGAAUUAAUAUGUUGCCCGCUACGAUCAUCUGUGAGCCAAUUUCUGAAUGCUUUGUUGCCAGUUUAAUUAUUGGAUGGGCAGCUCACCAUGUAUUCAGAUGGGACAUUAUGGUAUUUUUCAUGUGUCACUGCCUGGCCUGGUUUAUAUUUGACUACAUUCAACUCAGGGGUGUUCAGGGUGGAGCUCUGUGUUUCUCAAAACUUGAUUAUGCGGUAGCUUGGUUCAUCCGAGAAUCUAUGACAAUAUAUAUUUUCCUAUCGGCUUUGUGGGACCCCACUAUCAGCUGGAGAACGGGGCGCUACAGGUUACGCUGUGGAGGCACGGCAGAGGAAAUCCUCGAUGUAUAACCGCAGCUCUGUGACUGUAUUUAAAAAAGACAAAAAAGGAAAACAGAGAAGUAUUAUAAAUUAUGUUUAUAUAAAUGCUUUUAAAAAUCUACCUUAGAUAGUUUUAUUACUUGUACAUUUUGGUAUCUGUACUUUAAUUUAUUUUGCAUGGCACUUGCAUCUGUGAAAAACAUCCACCUGUAAGUCUUGGCCACAUGGUAUCUUUUUUUAAAAAAAAAAUAGAUAAUCAAGGACAUGGUUCCAGGACACUUUUUUUUUUUAAUGAAUGCUCUGCAGCAAACACUAUAACAAUAUCCUUCAGUAGAGAAGUUUUUGACUUAGAUGUUCAGUGUUCCAAAAACAAUUGUGGGCUAAAAUUAGCUUUUUCCAAUUUGACUUGCACAAGUCUAGAGGCUAAUUAAUUCUUCAUCAGAAGAGAAUAUCUGAUAGGGUUGUGCAGAGAACUGCUAACAAUGGGGUACUAACAGACAUUUUUUGAUGCUUAAUGCCUACCUCUUGUAAUUGCUGCAGAGCAAAUACAAAUUAUAGUACAUAACUAGGGCCUUGCAAAAACAAACAGAAAAAGUAAUAAAAGAGAGCUGGAGUCUUGUAUUUAUAUGUAUAUAUGGGAUAUUUUUUGGUCUCGCAGCAGUGAACCGAAAGUGGACUGAGUUUGGUUUCUAAUAGUAGCUAUAUGUCGAAGGCGUCUUCUGGGCCAAUUUUUAAGCCAUUGUGAAUUACCACAGCUGUAAUUAGUGAGCUAACAUUCCCCCAACUCACUUUCCCUCUCCUUUCCUUUUUUCAGUGGGUGUUGGCUUGGUUUCUGGGUGAAUGAAAGUUUGGAGAGUUGUGAUGGGGGGAAAUGCGUUUCAGAACCAUUUCACACUUGAACUAUUUUCUUACACGGUGGAUCUUGUUAAUGAGAAUGAAAUUUCAUGACGCAGGUAUCUUUAAAAUAAGCAUAGACGAAUCAUCAAGUACAAUUGCGGUGGGUAAUCAAAGGUGCAGGGUGGGUUUACUGGUAUAUUGAACAAACUUAGUCCACUGUUGGGUUUUUUGCCUACUAUAGUUACUCUAGUUGUAUUUAAAUUGAUUUUUGUAUUCCAGUUGUAUGACUUAAAGGACUAGAUUAAUGCAAAUUGUAAGUGCAUGCUGAACCUCACCCUUCCUCGUCCCAGCCUUGAACUUGCUUUCAACCCCCUCCUCAGAUUGUUCUUAACUUGUGGUGAACUGGACUUGUUUUUAUAUAAAAAAGGCAAAAAUUUAAGGGACAGCACAUAAGCCUUUCAUUUUUAGGUAUCAAUGCUUCUCUUCGGAGUUGGAUGGCAUGUUGUCACAAUGAAUGUUUACUGGCUAACUGCAGGGUUAGCUGGCAAUAUGGCAGCUUUAAAUCUUAAAUUACUACAACUUCCAUGUCAAAGCAUAAUGUGUAGCAUAUUAGCAAUAACUACAUGUAUUUAUAUAAAAUGAACACUUUUUUCACCUUACUGAGCCAAUCCAUUUAGCCGUCUAACCAAUAUGCACACGGUUUAAAAAUGUAUAUAUCUGUAUGUAUGUGUAUGUGUGUAUAUACUAUGUAUGCAUAUUAUAUAGAAACAUUUCUCCGGGCCAAAAUGCUUCACUUAGUUCAAUAUUAUUUUGCCUUUAUGAUAUCAUUGAAUUGUUUGAAGGGCAUUUUCUAUGUGAACAAAGGCUUUGAUACGUGUUCUGUUCUUUAUGUGAAUCGGGAAAUGAUGUUUCCUGAGGAGAGUUGCACAAUGAAAAGCAGUCUAGUUGUGACCCACGGAAAGGUUUUUUUUUUUGAAUUUUAUUUGACAAAUCAGUUUUGCAGACCAUGGUUGUAUGUCUAAUGAAGUUUUGUUGAGGCCAUUCAUUGUGCUGCUAAAGGUGAAGCUUCGCUUACUACUUAGCUCUGUGCUGAUCUCAAUGUGGGCAGUGUAACAACAGUAAAACCAAAAAAGCCUGGACAGAUUCCUUAUGGUAUAUUUUGUAGCUCUGAUAAAGUUCCGUACUGUUUGUGAUCCUCUUAAAGUAGUUAAAGCCCAGCACAAAAGAGAAGCUUCACUCUUGCAAGAUUUCGGAGUCAAAAUUUGAGGCGAUUCCGCUAUUAGCACUCUACAGAAAUACCGUAGGGAGCGUCACGACAGAACUUCAGGAGUCAAAAUAAAUUUGAUACACUGACUUAUUACCAACUAGUAUCUAGAGUAGACUAUGCCAUGUUUUAUUAUUUAAAAUUGUUGGCUUGAUUUCUUGUUCAAAAAUAAAAUUUUGCAUACUAUCAAAA
Molecule: messenger RNA, 3500 nt
Organism: Tachyglossus aculeatus (Australian echidna)
Lineage: Eukaryota; Metazoa; Chordata; Mammalia; Monotremata; Tachyglossidae
Gene: UGCG
Product: UDP-glucose ceramide glucosyltransferase
Exons: 9
Coding region: 53-1237 (394 amino acids)
Biological process (GO): glucosylceramide biosynthetic process
Cellular component (GO): membrane
Molecular function (GO): ceramide glucosyltransferase activity
Source: RefSeq, a predicted model, not a curated record